GGCAAGAGCUGCCAAGGGGGCAGGAACAGCGCUGCUGGCAAGGGGGGCGACUCCGAAAAUGAAGACAGUGAUGAGAAUGAGGAGGAGGAGGAGGAGGAGGAAGGGGAAGAAGAGGUAGCAGAGAACGAGAAUGGCGUCAACGGCACAAGCACCAACACCACCGAGGGCGCAGAUGGGCCUCACGGCAGUGGUACCGCAGUGGCUGAGGAGGGCACAGGCGCAGCUGAGGAGGAGGAGGAAGAGGAGGAGGAAGAAGAAGAAGAGGAAGAGGAGGAGGAGGAAACUGAAGCCACCACUGUCGCCAGCACCACUGGCGAAGAUGGGCUGUCCCAGGCAACCCCCACGGGAGAUGGGGGACCCACGGACACCACCACAGCCGGGGAGCAGUGGGAGUACGAGGUGACGGCCGGGGCCCACGGCCGGGGGGACGAGGGCACCACCGACGGCAGCUACGGGGAGCAGGAGGAGUACGCCCGCGGGGACAGCUACCGGGCCUACGAGGAUGAGUACGGCUACUACAAGGGGCAUGGCUAUGACGUGUACGGCCAGGAUUACUACUACAGUCAGUGA
Messenger RNA from Phaethon lepturus (White-tailed tropicbird), 570 nucleotides. It is a transcript of the gene IBSP, whose product is annotated as integrin-binding sialoprotein. Gene Ontology annotation, biological process: extracellular matrix organization; bone mineralization; cell adhesion. The record is from RefSeq and is a predicted model, not a curated record. The annotation marks the transcript as partial. The transcript has a single exon. Lineage: Eukaryota; Metazoa; Chordata; Aves; Phaethontiformes; Phaethontidae. Gene Ontology annotation, cellular component: extracellular region.